This is a messenger RNA of Pollicipes pollicipes, 2324 nucleotides long. Its product is annotated as TBC1 domain family member 23. Gene Ontology annotation, biological process: retrograde transport, endosome to Golgi. Gene Ontology annotation, cellular component: trans-Golgi network. NCBI's taxonomy places the organism in Eukaryota, Metazoa, Arthropoda, Thecostraca, Pollicipedomorpha, Pollicipedidae. The transcript has 14 exons. The record is from RefSeq and is a predicted model, not a curated record. Bases 107 to 2203 code for a protein of 698 amino acids.
UGUGACGUUUCUUCGUAACUUGAAUUUUACCACAUAGGGUGAAAAUUUCCUCCCAGCUUGAUCUGGCUGGCAAAGCAUUAUUGGCAGCACAGCAUUAGACACAAAUAUGGCGUCGGAUGGUGACGCUGCCAGUGACGAUACAUCAUGGACGCUGGAGCUGGAGGCGGCGCUGAUGAGCGUGCCGGAGGGCGUGGACGUGCGCAGCAUCGCCAAGUGCCGGCCGCUGCCGGACGAGCUGCGCGGCUCCGCCUGGCUGGCCUGCCUCGACAUACAGCAGGACGUCGACGACGGUCUCAUGACCUUCACCAACAUAUACGACCUGCCCGAACAGACCGAGAUGCGCGAGGACAUCCAGCAGCUGGUCGAGCGGCUGGGGAACGACGAGGGUGACCGGGUCUCGGUAAUGUCGGACGUGGAGUCGGUGCUCACCCACUACUGCAAGUCACAGCGGGACACCUACCGGCGCGGCAACGGCUGGAUGGACCUGCUACAGCCGCUGGUGCCGCUCAAGCUCAACAAGCCAGAGCUCUACUUCACAUUCACCAACAUCCUGCAGCGAUACAUACCCAAAAACUGCAAGAAGGACGGAGAUCCAUAUCACCUGCUUCGGCUGCUGCUGCUGUACCAUGAGCCGGAGCUGUGUAACUUCCUGGACACGAUCAAGGUCGCCCCCGAUACAUACACCACGGCCUGGUUCAACAGCCUUUUUGCGGCCACCUGUGACCUGAAGGCGCUUCGUGUCAUGUGGGACAUCUACUUUCAAAUGGACGACCCAUUCCUCAUCUUCUUUCUUAGUUUGGUCAUCCUCGUCAACGCGAAGGAGCAGAUCCUGGAGCUGAAGGGCAAGCCGCGCGCGCAGGUGGUCUCCACCGUCUCCUCGCUGCCCUGCUUCAUCCAGGCCGAGGACGUGCCAGACUUCUGCGAGCUCGCCAACUUCUACUCCAUGAGGACGCCCAAAUCGUUCCGGAGAAAACUGUACCCGUCGCUGUUCGGCGUGUGCGCGCCCCACCUGUCGUCGCUGCUGACGCCGACGGUGCCGCUGGCCCAGUCGCUCUGCCUGCCCGUCUACGUGGACGAGAUCCUCUCCAGCAUGGACAGUCGCGACGCGCCGGAGGGUCUGCCCGACACCGACACGGUGAAGUUUUUCCUGGUGGACUGCCGGCCGGCCGACCAGUACAACGCCGGCCACCUGUCCACGGCGUUCCACCUAGACUGCACGCUGAUGCUGAGCGAGCCGGCGGCGUUCGGCACGGCGGUGGCGGCGCUGCUGAGCGCCCAGCAGCAGGCCACGGCCGCCCGGCACUCGGCCGCCGGCGAGCACCUCUGCUUCAUCGGCUCAGGUCGAGAAAAAGAGGAUCAGUUUUUGCACAUGGUGGUGGCUUCUUUUCUUCAGAAGCGUUCGCUUUACGUCAGCAAAGUGGAAGGAGGAUAUCAGGCGGUGCACGACAUGCUGUCAGAGAACCUGUCGGCGCUGGCCGACCACUCCGCACGACAAUGCGUCGUCUGCACACCGGACGAGGCGGCGGCCGGCUCGGACGGCGGCCGGCCGGCCUCCGAUGCCACUGCCGCCGCCGCCGCAAACAAGACCUCCCUCCUCGACCGGCUCGGCGCCCGCUGGAAGGUCAAGGGCCAACAGGUGAAGGAAAAGCUGGUGGACAUCAUCACGAACGCGUCGGCCGAGCAGCCUGAGCGGCACGUCAGCAGCCAGGACAAGGGCAAACGCUACCGCAACCUAGCGCCCGUGUUCUCGCUGGACGACGAGCAAGACGGCGACGAGCUGGAGGAGGUCGAAAUCGCUGACGAGUCCACCAUGGAGCUGGUGGAGGUGGCCGACUGGCUCCAGAAGCCCGAGGUGCUGCACCAGUUCAAAUGCCAGCACAUCAAGGACAGCCGCCUGGCGCACCCGAGCCUGCUGCUGGUGACGCCCACCCAGCUGCUGGUGCUGCGAGAGAUCGCCGGCAAGCCCGGCUGGGCGCACCUGGCCGUCAAGCGCUCGCUCACGUCCAUCGUCACCAUCACCAGCAAGAAGAAGCGGCCGGAACUCAUCACCUUCAAGUACGGCGUCAACGAGGGCGACAGCAUGACCGUCACGGACCUGGACAGGUUCUAUAUCCCGCGCGCCGGCGACGCCACCAAGGCCGUCAAGAUGGCCAUCAUCCAGCUGUCGUCGGAGGCGGAGGCGGAGGACGGAGGCGAGACGUGACGCGCCGCACCCGCCGCGGACCUGACGAGAGAGGGAGAGAGGGCGGGCCGGCGGACCGGCGCCCGAGCCGCCCUCUUCUGCCGACGACGGGAGCUGUGAGCGAAGCGGCGCGCUGGCGGGC